Molecule: messenger RNA, 1281 nt
Organism: Klebsormidium nitens
Lineage: Eukaryota; Viridiplantae; Streptophyta; Klebsormidiophyceae; Klebsormidiales; Klebsormidiaceae
Source: the annotation of a GenBank genome assembly
AUGAGACCGGAAGGCUCACAGGUCUUGCAGCGGAUCUUGAGCAACGCUCAGUCAGCAGAUGAUACCACCAGCUUCUUGGCUGUCAGGCGUCUGAAGGACAUCUUCUUGACCUACUUGGCUUCAGAUCAAUUCGUGCUGGAAAGCGCUGUUCACACCGCUGCAUUUGUGCUGGAGAGCGGCAUCAUGAAGCCGAUCAAGCAGGGGUUGGAAGAUAUUGCGGCAGGGCAGUCUUGGACUCUGACCUCGGAUCCUAAAGAGCUAGAAAGAAAUGUAGGCUCUGGUACUUCUCGCAACGUGUCUCUUGUGUUUCUCAAGCCGGUCACAUACCUGCAGGCUCUUUUUGGCUUGGCUAUUGACAAACGUACCGUCAAUUUCAUUUUGAAGGAGUUUCCUGCCUUGCCAUUACUUCUGAGAACAAUCUUCCAGAUGGAGACUCUGUCCAAGCUUCGAAAGAAGUUCCCUGAGCAGCGACCAGACCUGGAGACCAGAGAUGCGAUUGUCCGCACGCUCCAGAAGCUCUUUCUGCAAGAAAACAUCGCGCUAGAGACAGCUCAGAGCACGGGGUUUUUUACUGCAGUAUUGCAGUACGCUUUGGAAGCAGACUCUCCGCAGUGUCUUACUGACGCUAUCCGCCGGGUUGUUUGCCUCAUCCAAGCUGUCUGCAAUGACUUCGACGGGCAUGCCCUGAAGUCAGACCUCCUUCUUUUCGCAACCAAGGUCUUUCACAACCCCUCUGAGAAAAUAGAGAUUCUUUGGACCAUCAGGAUUCUACAAAAGUGCUUGCACGACUGUGUCCGCUUGCCAGGGGGCCCUUCCAGGCCCUUUCCCAAAAGUCCCCCCCUCAGAUCCUCGGUGCUGGCUUUGGUUUUGUGCGGAGAAUUUUUGGAGCCUUCAGACCACCGUUUUCUGGUUGGUUUCGCCUGCAUACUAAAGCACGGGUCGUUUGACGUGAUUGUGGAUCAACAAGAGACAGAAAUCUCAGCGCGGAAAGACCCGGUUGUGGUAGAAAUAGCAAAGCAGCUGCGAGCGAUACUAUCAGCAGACACCCCGGGAGAUCCGACGCUCUACGUCUUUCCUAAUAAGUCAAGGUACCAGAAAGCAGCAUUUGAAGAGGCGAUGAGAACGGGCUUGGUUGCACGGAGCAGGAAGUCUGCGAGAAGAUGCUCUGGCCCGGGGUGCGAAAAAGAGGAGACGAAACCGGGGGAAUUUCGGGUCUGCUCAGCUUGCAAGCUCGCUGUUUACUGCGGGCGAGGAUUCAGGGUCCGCUCGACACCCGUCUAA